This is a messenger RNA of Yarrowia lipolytica CLIB122, 720 nucleotides long. RefSeq lists its product as uncharacterized. The record is from RefSeq and is a predicted model, not a curated record. NCBI's taxonomy places the organism in Eukaryota, Fungi, Ascomycota, Dipodascomycetes, Dipodascales. Gene Ontology annotation, cellular component: peroxisomal membrane.
AUGAACUCUUUCAGCAAACUGGCCGAAAACGUGGUCGACGGCGUGAACGAUGUGCUGACUAAUCCGGCCUAUCACGAGUAUUUGGCGGUCUUGAAGGGCACGAGAAAUGGAAUCGUCUACGGAGGACGUCUCCGGUUCUCACACGCUCUGGUCAUGGCUCUCCUCUUCCGUUCAGGACCUUGGUCCAAACGAUGGGCUUCCAUUUUCAAAGCGACCCGUCAACACGCCACGUCGCUCGGCUCUUUUGUGUUCAUCUACAAGAGCGUUCUGCUGCUGCUCAAAAAGUCCCGUGGAGACGGCGUUGCCAACCUCAAACACAUUGAGCACCGAAAUAACGGCAUGGACGCCUUUAUCGCCGGUCUUAUUGGUGGCUAUCUGGUGUUUGGACGCGAGUCUGCGCCCUCCCUCAACCAGCAGAUUGUGCUCUACGUCUUUUCGCGAGUGGUUAUGGGCUUUGGCAACCUGCUGAUCAAAAAGGUGCUGCUGCCCAUGUGGAGACAGCAGCAGAUGAAGGACGGGUUCAUUGGUGGUGUGACUGCACAGUCUCGUGCCUCCAAGUUCCGAAAUGUGUCUUGGGCCGUGUUUGCCUCCGUGUGCUGGGGUCUGAUCAUGUAUCUUUUCCGAACCGAUCCCGAUGUCAUUCAGCCAAGUAUGCUGCACUCGUUGAAGUACCUCUAUGUGGACAGUGAGAGUUGGACGGGAAUGGGGGAUUUCUUCUAA